AUGCAGCAGUUCCUCACACAAACCGGCAGCAACAGCAGCGCCGCGACGUCACCGCCGGCGUCGCCGCAGCCGCGUCUCAGGCAGCAGCAGGCGCCCAGGAAGGAAAGGGACCCGCAGAACAAGGAGAAGGAGGCGCCGCCUGCUGCCAUGGCCGACGAGCACCAAGACCUCACCAGGGCCUUCGCGGGUCUGGGCGGGCUGGGCGUGGACGAGACGGCGCUGGUGUCCGCGCUGGGGCGGUGGCGGCGGCAGCCGGAGAAGCGGGCGCAGUUCCGGCGCGGCUUCCUGGGCUUCUUCUCGGCGAGCGCCGGCGCGGUCGCCGGGAUCGAGCGGUGCGAGGACGAGUACCUGCUGCACCUCCAGGCGGAGUUCGCGCGGUUCAAGGACGCCGCGGUGCUGUGGGCGAUGCACCCGUGGGAGCGCGACGCGCGCUGGGCGCACCACGUCCUGCACAAGGCGCACCCGCCGCAGGUCCUCGUCGAGGUCGCCUGCACGCGCGCCGCCGACGACCUGCUCGGCGCGCGCCGCGCGUACCAGGCGCUCUACCACCGCUCGCUCGAGGAGGACGUCGCCUACCGCGUCAGGGACGCCAACGCCAGUCUGCUGGUGGGGCUGGUGAGCGCGUACCGGUACGAGGGCGCGUGCGUGAGCGAGGACCUCGCCACUGAGGAGGCCAAGGCGCUGGCCGCCGCCGUCAGGUCCGCGCCGGCGGCAGCGACCAAGCUAGUGCAGAACGAGCAGGUGGUGCGGGUGCUGGCUACCAGGAGCAAGCCCCAGCUCAGGGCCACCUUCAGGAUCUACAUGGAGCUGCACGGCAAGCCACUUGAAGAGGACCUGGCCGCCGAGCCGUGCCUGCGAGAGGCCGUCAAGUGCCUGGACUCGCCGCCCAAGUACUUCAGCGAGGUGAUCAGCAGGGCGUUCAGCGACGACGCGGACAGGCAGGCCAAGGCGGCGCUCACCCGCGUCCUGGUGUCCCGCGCUGACACGGACAUGGAGGAUAUCAAGGACGCCUACGCCAGGCAGUACGGGGCCAAGCUCGCCGACGCCGUGGCCAAGAACACCCAUGGCCACUAUAAGGACGCGCUGCUCGCCAUCAUCGGCAAGUGA
Molecule: messenger RNA, 1107 nt
Organism: Miscanthus lutarioriparius
Lineage: Eukaryota; Viridiplantae; Streptophyta; Magnoliopsida; Poales; Poaceae
Source: the annotation of a GenBank genome assembly